Brienomyrus brachyistius is the source of this 6185-nucleotide messenger RNA. Its product is annotated as zinc finger BED domain-containing protein 4-like. The coding region runs from base 4519 to 5916 and encodes 465 amino acids. Gene Ontology annotation, molecular function: DNA binding; protein dimerization activity. The record is from RefSeq and is a predicted model, not a curated record. Lineage: Eukaryota; Metazoa; Chordata; Actinopteri; Osteoglossiformes; Mormyridae. The transcript has 3 exons.
UAAAAUCUAUCAUUCUACCGAGGUUCGAACCCAGGACCUCCUGAUUGCAGGCAUGGUCACUCUGUGUGUCACACCACCCUCUAUUCUCCAGCUCAACAGCCGUUAAGGCUUCAUUAUGAUGAUCUACUGGGCGACACAAAUAAAAGUUACAAUUCUACCGAGGUUCGAACCAGGGACCUACUGAUUGCAGGUAUGGUCACUCUGUGUGUCACACCACCCUGCAUCCUCUGACCCACCAGCCCUCAAGGCUUCAUUAUGAUGAUCUGCUGGGCGACGUAAAUAAAAGCUAAGACUCAGCCGAGGUUCGAACACAGGACCUCCUGAGUGCAGGCAUAGUCACUCUGUGUGUCACGCCACCUUCUAUUCUCCAGCUCAGCAGCCCUUAAGGCUUCAUUGUGAUGAUCUGCUGGGUGACGUAAAUAAAAGCUAAGACCCAGCCGAGGUUCGAACACAGGACCUCCUGAGUGCAGGCAUGGUCACUCUGUGUGUCACGCCACCUUCUAUUCUCUAGCUCAACACCCCUUAAGGCUUCAUUAUGAUGAUCUGCGGGGCGACGCUAUUAAAAUCUAUCAUUCUGCCGAGGUUCGAACCAGGGACCUACUGAUUGCAGGCAUGGUCACUCUGGGAGUCACACCACCCUUUAUUCUCCAGCUCAACAGCCCUUAAGGCUUCAUUAUGAUGAUCUGCCGGGCGACGCAAAUAAAAGUUACAAUUCUACCGAGGUUCGAACCCAGGACCUCCUGAUUACAGGUAUGGUCACUCUGUGCGUCACGCCACCCUGCAUCCUCUGACCCAGCAGCCCUCAAGGCUUCAUUAUGAUGAUCUGCUGGGCGACGCAAAUAAAAGCUAAGACUCGGCCAAGGUUUGAACCCAGGAACUACUGAUUACAGGUAUGGUCACUCUGUGUGUCACGCCAGCCUGCAUCCUCUAAACCACCAGCCCUCAAGGCUUCAUUAUGAUGAUCUGCUGGGCGACGCAAAUAAAAGCUAAGACUCGGACAAGGUUUGAACCCAGGACCUCCUGAUUAUAGGUAUGGUCACUCUGUGUGUCACGCCACCCUGCAUCCUCUGACCCACCAGCCCUCAAGUCUUCAUUAUGAUGAUCUGCUGGGUGACGUAAAUAAAAGCUAAGACCCAGCCGAGGUUCGAACACAGGACCUCCUGAGUGCAGGCAUGGUCACUCUGUGUGUCACGCCACCUUCUAUUCUCUAGCUCAACAGCCCUUAAGGCUUCAUUAUGAUGAUCUGCGGGGCGACGCAAAUAAAAUCUAUCAUUCUGCCGAGGCUCGAACCAGGGACCUACUGAUUGCAGGUAUGGUCACUCUGUGUGUCACGCCACUCUGCAUCCUCUGACCCACCAGCCCUUAAGGCUUCAUUAUGAUGAUCUGCUGGGCGACGCAAAUAUAAGCUACAAUUCUACCGAGGUUCGAACCAGGGACCAACUGAUUGCAGGUAUGGUCCCUCUGUGUGUCACGCCACCUUCUAUUCUCCAGCUCAACAACCCUUAAGGCUUCAUUAUGAUGAUCUGCUGGGUGACGUUAAUAAAAGCUAAGACUCGGCCGAGGUUUGAACCCAUGACCACCUGAGCGCAGACAUGGUUACUCUGUGUGUCACACCACCCUCUAACUGCCGGCUCACCAGCCCUUAAGGCAUCAUUAUGAUGAUCUGCUGGGCGACGCAAAUAAAAGCUACAAUGAUGACAGCGGGAUCAUUGUACAACAAAGGAGCUUCCAGUGAAUGUCCAGUGGCAAGAGCAAGAUUGUAUGGGUUUUGCUUCAGUGCUGAGUGUCAGUGCAGUUAUCUAAUAAAGCAGUGUAUAUUUGCACUGGUGAUGAUAGCGGCUCUUAACUGUGUGUAUAUUUGCACUGGUGAUGAUAGCUGCUAUUAACAGUGUGUAUAAUUGUACAUAUUUCAGGUAAAGGUUCUGAUUUUGAGAGGGUUAGGCCCCAAUUCUGACCGUGGCAUAUUCUAUAAAGUUGUCAGAAUUUGCUCUCUCUCUCUUUUUGGGUGCCGGACGAUUGACCAUGGAAUAGGUGACUUAGCCCUAUGCCUGCUUACACACAGCAAAGAAUAAAUUGCAGUGUCAGGAAUAAUUGCAGUGUCGGGAAUAACUGAAUCAAUAAGGAUCUGACAUACUGAAUGGAUGUUUGUGCUCACCGUGUUCGGAUUGGAUGCCAUGUCAUUCUCUGACUUGCGGGGAGGUGAAGAACCAUCUUUAAGCAAGACACAAAUAUACAUUCAUAUUCCAGCUCAUUAUUCAAGACUAAAUAUGAAGGAAAUGAACUUCAUUAAAUCCUCAGUAAAGAUACACAAGUUACAAAUCACACAUGAUAAACAUUCUAAUCUAUUAUGGGGAUCUAUCUGCUCCGGGGUGUCUGUGUGUGUCUGGGAGCAGGGAUCGAUCUCCCCUGGGGGGUCUGUGUGUGUCUGGAAGCAGGGAUCGAUCUGCCCCGGGGGAUGUGUGUGUGUCUGGGAGCUAGGAUCUAUCUGCCCUGGGGCGUCUGUGUGUGUCUGGGAGCUGGGAUCUAUCUGCCCUGGGGCGUCUGUGUGUGUCUGGGAGCUGGGAUCUAUCUGCCCUGGGGCGUCUGUGUGUGUCUGGGAGCUAGGAUCUAUCUGCCCUGGGGCGUCUGUGUGUGUCUGGGAGCUGGGAUCUAUCUGCCCCGGGGGGUCUGUGUGUGUCUGGGAGCAGGGAUCGAUCUCCCCUGGGGGGUCUGUGUGUGUCUGGAAGCAGGGAUCGAUCUGCCCCGGGGGAUGUGUGUGUGUCUGGGAGCUAGGAUCUAUCUGCCCUGGGGCGUCUGUGUGUGUCUGGGAGCUGGGAUCUAUCUGCCCCGGGGCAUCUGUGUGUGUCUGGGAGCAGGGAUCUAUCUGCCCCGGGGGGUCUGUAUGUGUCUGGGAGCAGGGAUCUAUCUGCCCUCGGGGGUCUUUGUGUGUCUGGGAGCUGGGAUCUAUCUGCCCCGGGGCAUCUGUGUGUGUCUGGGAGCUGGGAUCUAUUUGCCCUGGGGUGUCUGUGUGUGUCUGGGAGGUGGGAUGUAUCUGCCCCGGGGGGUCUGUGUGUGUCUGGGAGCUGGGAUCUAUCUGCCCCGGGGGGUCUGUAUGUGUCUGGGAGAUAGGAUCUAUCUGCCCAGGGCGUCUGUGUGUUUCUGAGAGCAGGGAUCUAUCUGCCCCAGGGGGUCUGUGUGUGUCUGGGAGCUGGGAUCUAUCUGCCCCGGGGGGUCUGUGUGUCUGGGAGCAGGGAUCUAUCUGCCCCGGGGAGUCUGUGUGUAUCUGGGAGCAGGGAUCUAUCUGCCCCGGGGCGUCUGUGUGUGUCUGGGAGCUGGGAUCUAUCUGCCCUGGGGGGUCUGUGUGUGUCUGGGAGCUGGGAUCUAUCUGCCCUGGGGGGUCUGUGUGUGUCUGGGAGCUGGGAUCUAUCUGCCCCUGGGGGUCUGUAUCACUAACCCACCACAGAGUCACAGUAUGAAAUGGGGGAUAAUCACACCGUCCAGGACCAUGAAAGGUGUACAGGAGACACUGGAGGGUCACGGUGCCAUCGGACUGCGACUUUCUCACUGUAAGAACACAGAAAGCAAACAUUCUACCUCAUGUCACUUUCUUUAUCUCCCGUUUCUUUCUAGGUCUUAAAAUGACAGCAGAUAAAAUGCACAGAUGCGCUACAGCCUUAAGCAUCGCUGUUUAACCCGAGAUUACGGCCUUGUUGGUGACGGACUAAACAUCUAUCUGGCCAUUAUCCAUAACUGCGGAUCUAACCAAGUCCUGUCGUUUGUGUCGUCGAAGGAAACUAGAGUUUCUGCGCAGGAAACCAAUAUAACCAAAGAGAGACAUGCAGACAUAAAAGCUUAAUUACUGCAUGAAAAGCUUCAUGCAUAAAUAUAUAAAAAUGUAAAACAGCUGGUCAAGUUUAUGAAAAAUUUCAAGAGCAAUAAUAUUCCAUGAGGGAAACACUCACCGGUAAGAACAGACAGGGAAGCAGCAGCAUCAUUUCCGUAACGUGAUGCAUUGAUAAACUGCCGACAUGUAUAUGAUCCAGCGUCUUCAGCGCUGACAUUAUUAAUGUGUAGAGAGCAGUCAGUCAGCAAACCUAGUCUCCUGUGUUUCUGUGGGUCUCUGAUCUUCCCAUGAGCGACCAGUUCAACAGUUCAAAAAUCAUGCAGGAUAUCUAUACUGAUGUAGACUGGGUAAUAUAUUAGGAACAAAAAGAUGCCACAUUGUUUGACGUAAAUGAAAUUAUCAACCUAUAGAGCGCUGAAUUCAAAGACACCCCGAAAAUCUAAGUGAGAAAUGAUAUGGCAGGCUAGUCCAUUUUGUCGAAAUUUCAUUACAGUAACUCAGAAUCAUACUCAGUAGUUUGUAGGGGUGAGAGAAAAAAUCGAUGCAUCGAUGCAUCUUUUUUCUUUCUCUAACGAUUCAAAAUCGAUUCUCAAAUAUUCAGAAUCGAUUCUGUGUUAUAUCAAAUUGCGACUGCGCGCUGGAAACAUAAACAUUACAACGCUCGCCUCUUACAUAUGCUGCUCUUCAUUUGAACAAUGGACAAACUACAUCCUGCACCAUCAAAUUUAAAAUCGACUGUAUGGCAACAUUUUGGAUUUUGUGAAGACAAAGAGAAAGGGGUCGUUGAUAAAAGUCAUACUGUGUGCAAAGUCUGUCGCGCCAAAUUUAAGUAUUUCGGGAACACUACUAAUAUGAAGAAACAUAUAACACGGUUCCACUCAGAGCUGCAGGAACGGACUUCGGUCCCGAUCGCGUCCAGCGCCGGUUUCACUCAAAGGACCCUCGAGCAAGUAGCAAAGCUUCCAUCCAAUUCUGAAAAAGCCAAGCGAAUUACACGGUCAGUGGCGGGUUUCAUUGCCAAAGAUUUGCGUCCUUACUGUGUAGUGGAGAACGAAGGAUUUCGCUCAAUGUUACAGGUGCUUGAGCCAAGAUAUAGUGUGCCGUCACGACGUUAUUUCAGUGACACUGCAAUACCCGCACUCUACAGGGAGACUAAAGCUCAAAUUUUAGAAUCAAUAAGUAAUACGUACAGGAUUGCAAUAACAUGCGAUGCAUGGACAUCAAUUUCAACAGACUCGUAUGUCACCAUUACGGCUCACUACAUCACGGAUGAGUUUAAGCUCACGGCUUGUGUUCUGCAAAAGCGGGCUAUGAAUGAAAGCUACACAGGCACAAAUGUUGCUGAACUUUUGCAAAGUGUUGCAAACGAAUGGAAAAUUGCAAACAAAAACUUAGUUUUGGUGACUGACAAUGCCUCUAAUAUGGCUAUUGCAGCACAGCUUAGCAAGUUCCCACAUGUGAGAUGUUACGCACACACACUUAAUUUGGCCUCUCAGCGAGCGCUAAAGUUGCCGGCAGUUUCAAGGCUGUUAGGGAGAGUGAGGCGCAUUGUAACGUUUUUCCAUCGCAGCACAACUGCAAAGCAUCAGUUGGAGGAGAAACAAAAACAGCUUAAUCUGCCAUCUCAUAAACUAAAAUCUGAUGUCAUCACUAGAUGGAACAGCGCAUAUGAGAUGCUUGAACGAUUCAUUGAGCAACAACCGGCUGUCUGCGCUGCGUUACUGUCACCUGAGGUGAGAAAAGGGUCAUCUUUGCUUCAGUGUCUGCUGGGACAGACCUUCUCUGAUGCUUCUGUUACACCACAUCAUCAGUCAGCCCAUGCCAUAGCUGAAGAGGAGAUGACCAGAUAUCUGGGUUCUCCACCACUCUCUCUAUCUGAGGACCCCCUCAACUGGUGGCAUGUAAACAAGGUGUCGUUUCCUUUGCUCUCCAAAAUGGCAAAGAGGUAUUUAUGCAUUCCUGCAACCAGUGUCUCUGCAGAGAGAGUCUUUUCCACUGCAGGAGAUAUUGUUACGGCCCAGCGAAGCACACUUACUCCUGAACAUGUGGACCAACUGCUCUUCCUUCACAAAAAUUUGAACUUGGCAAUAUAAUUACAAUACAUAAACUAUGGUGAGAUGUUAGAUAUUUAAGUUAUUUAAUUUGUACCUUGAUAUUUUUUUGCAGUAUGAUUGAAAGAUAAUUCAUUGCAGCUCUGAAGAUAAUUCUAAAGGUUCUAAACAAAAAUAAAUAAGACAUUCCUUCCUUUGUUAAAAGGUUCUAAACAAACUGAAAACAACACAUUUGUUGAUUUGUUGUUACAAUUGUUCUUAGUAAUUGUUCAUCCUGAUAUAAUUUUGUUAAAAUAAAAGCUAUAAAAGUC